Molecule: messenger RNA, 958 nt
Organism: Gryllus bimaculatus (two-spotted cricket)
Lineage: Eukaryota; Metazoa; Arthropoda; Insecta; Orthoptera; Gryllidae
Source: the annotation of a GenBank genome assembly
AUGACCGCCGUCUUCCUUCGUAGGCAUUGGACAUGUUUUGGCACGAGGACUGCCUAAAGUGCGGCUGUUGUGACUGCCGCCUUGGAGAAGUGGGCUCCACGCUAUACACCAAAGCGAACCUCAUCCUCUGCAAGCGGGAUUACCUAAGGUUGUUUGGGACCACAGGGUAUUGUGCUGCCUGCAACAAAGUAAUCCCUGCUUUUGAAAUGGUAAUGCGAGCAAAAAGCAAUGUGUAUCAUCUCGAAUGUUUUGCCUGCCAACAAUGUAAUCACAGGUUUUGUGUUGGUGACCGUUUCUACCUAUGUGACAACAAAAUCCUGUGCGAGUACGACUAUGAGGAGCGCCUGGUUUUUGCCAACAUGGUGUACAACCCCAGCAGCCUCGCGCACAUACGAAGGCAAGUCAGUAAUUUGCAGCCAGCAGGAGACAAUUUAAACAUGAGUUAUGAGAAUCAGCAUUCUCCCCAGCCGCCACCGCCACCACUACCACCGCUACAACCAGUACAGCCAACUCCUCCACCCCCACCACUUCCGUCAGCAGCAGCAGCAGCGGCUGUGGUAGCAGCAACAGCGGGGCCUGUUGCAAUUGCUCCACCGCCCCCCAACCAUCCACCCCUCUACAGCGAAAAGACAACUUUGGCACCCCCAAGUACCAAUCAACACUUGAGGGAUGAUGGCUCAAGUGGAUAUGGCAGUCCAGAUUCUGAGACAUUCGAUGCACCCUGCAACUGAUAAAAAUGAUAUAGUGUUUCACACUAUCAUUGUGGAGGGGUUAAAAGGACAAGAAAUCUACAGCUAAGCAAUUUUUCUCCAUCAGAGUGUUGUUAUAUCCUGAAUAUUUAUAUAUAUAUAUCCUGAAUAAUGUUGUCUACAUUUACCUUGAACUUGGUUACAAAUCAUCACAUGAUAAUGCAUGUUAUAAAUCUGUACAUAAAACUUACUGUUUUUAUUAUAUAUAU